Olea europaea var. sylvestris is the source of this 1111-nucleotide messenger RNA. RefSeq names its product dolichyl-diphosphooligosaccharide--protein glycosyltransferase subunit DAD1-like. The transcript has 4 exons. Bases 185 to 454 code for a protein of 89 amino acids. Gene Ontology annotation, biological process: protein N-linked glycosylation. The record is from RefSeq and is a predicted model, not a curated record. NCBI's taxonomy places the organism in Eukaryota, Viridiplantae, Streptophyta, Magnoliopsida, Lamiales, Oleaceae. Gene Ontology annotation, cellular component: membrane; oligosaccharyltransferase complex.
CAACACUAUAAACCCACUAGCAAAGUGAAGAAUACUUCCGAGGGUGAGGAGUAGACUGCAACCUGCGACUAUCUUCUCCAGCAAAAAUUGCUUAUACUUUCAGUGGCAGAUCGGGCGACCAAUCCACGAUCGCAACCCCGUUCACUGUACUAUCACCCGCACGCUCACAAAGAAGUGAAAAAAAAUGGGGAGAUCAACGCCAUCAAAAGAUGCCCAAGCACUUUUUCAUUCUCUUCACUCUGCAUAUGCUGCAACCCCCACUAAUCUCAAGAUCAUCGACUUAUAUAUUUUGUUUGCAGUUUUCACUGCUGUAAUUCAGCGUUCAGGUCUGUUUGAACCUCGCAUUUUCGGCGUCUGUCUUUCACUCGCAGUUGCCGGCUGUUCGGUCUUCCUCUCCCACAUGGCAGACAAAUUCAGGACCUCUCGCAGUCUUGAGUCACGGCUCAUAGGUUGAUCUUGUCGGUUGUGUUGCUGGCGUCGCCUGAGAGAUCGUAGAUACUCUGGUUCUCCUGUUUUUGUUGGGCUGAGGUGUGUUAUUUGGAUUGAAGUUUAAAUAAUAGUGUUUGGUUUUCUUUUUUGGUUUGGGCCAUUGUUUAAGUGAUUAUGCUGUUGGGCUUGUAGUUGAUUAAGUGCUUAGUUGUUGGGCUAUUGUUUUGGGCCAUUAUUUCAGUGAAUAAGUAGCUGGAUUGUUUUCUUUUCAAGUGAUUAAUAGUUGGACUGGGCUAUCAUUAUUUGUGUUAUUUUUGUCUUUAAUUAGUUGUCUGGACCUUGUGUUUCAUUAACAUAGAUGAUAAGCAAAAACAUUUAGCUGUGACUGAUGUCAUUCCAGUAAUGUCCAAAAUCACGGAUCAUAAGUUGGUUGGUCCAAAUUAUUUAGAUUGGUGUAAGACAGUUCGAAUUUAUUUGCGGAGUAUUUCUAUGGAUAAUCACCUUACUGAAUAUCCACCAAAGGAUAAUACCAACCAAACAUGGCUAAGAGAUGAUGCUCGAUUAUUCUUACAAAUUCAAAAUUCCUUGACACUGACAUAGUUAGUCUGAUUGAUCAUUGUGAGUAUGUUAAAAAAUUGAUGGAAUAUUUAGAAUUUAUGUACUUUGGGAAAGGAAAUGUGCC